Molecule: messenger RNA, 168 nt
Organism: Suillus discolor
Lineage: Eukaryota; Fungi; Basidiomycota; Agaricomycetes; Boletales; Suillaceae
Exons: 1
Source: RefSeq, a predicted model, not a curated record
UGGCCCUCAGAUUUUUCUGGAAUUGAGGUGAUUGUCAACCAGGAGACACCGUAUCAUCGCGAUCCAGGAGCAUCACCAUCAUUUUAUGACCUUUUGGUGAGCCUCGGAAAAGAUCACCAGGCUAUAUUGGAUCUGCCUGACGUGGGUGCCGAGCUACAAUAUGACCCU